This is a messenger RNA of Teleopsis dalmanni, 432 nucleotides long. RefSeq names its product myb-like protein W. Bases 1 to 432 code for a protein of 143 amino acids. NCBI's taxonomy places the organism in Eukaryota, Metazoa, Arthropoda, Insecta, Diptera, Diopsidae. The transcript is spliced from 2 exons. The record is from RefSeq and is a predicted model, not a curated record.
AUGCCUAACAGCUCCACCAAUAAUAUCAAUAAUGGCAAUAAUAACAACAACAUGGACAGCAGCAAUGUCAAUAACAGUAUCAACAAUAAUAAUAAUAACAGCAUCAGCAACUUCAACAAUCAAGAAAUUUCACAUUUUAUUGCCAACUCCCCCACUGCAGCAACAUACGUCCAAGCUCAAUUGAACGGUCUCAACAUUGAAGCGGCGGACAAUGCGGCAGCUGCCAAUGCCAUACCGAUUGUUACCUAUAACGGCAAUCAAUAUUGCGUAAUAACUCGGAGCGGCGGCGUCAUUGAACCAAACCUCACCGAGAAACCGGAAUUGCUACACUUUCGUGGACAAUUGACCACCACAAUUGACAAGCAGGGCAAAGCCAACUUCAUUCUGAUGUCGCCACUGCAAAUGCAAACCGAAGCGGAAAAUCCAAACUGA